CGUACGAGCGGCCGCCGUAGCUCACCCGGUCGAGGACUAAUCGGGAGGCGAGGGGGUUUCUUAACGGGGGAGAAGCUUCUCACGAGAGAUACCGCGGUUGAUGCAUUCAUGAUCGACCUCUCUCGCUCCAUCUCUCGAUCGCUCGAUCGCUCUCGCUCGCCUACAGCAACUAUAAUGCCGCACCAUAUCUAGAAGAAUGGAAUGUUGUGGCAUGCAUUUCGGAACGCAAAGUAAUCAUGAAGUCGGAAGUUUCUCUGCAUGCAUUCUAAGACGAAUGGGAGCUCAAUGGCCGGGGCCGGCCUGCAGAACCAAGUGGGGGUUUGCGUCUUUAAGAACUUCAUUUGUGGGUGAUGAUGAUGCGCUCGGGUGCAGAUUACGGUCUGCCAUUUUGUAUGGUCGACGGUCGCGACUCGAGAAGCUUUCGCGAGGCUCUGUAGCCGCGAAGCUUGGUCCUUCCUUGCACCACGCUUGGAUUAUCGGAGGAUCUUUUAUUCAUCACGAACGCCGAUUGCUUGAUCGAUUGAUUGAGCGAGAGCCAUCCCCAUGACAGCAGUCACGGCAAGCCGCACUGUAGAAUUUCCGCGAUGUGCCGACAUUAUCAAGAAGAGCAGGACCACGGUUUCUUGGUUUCUUGGGCUCGACCGGCGAGCGAGCCCCCGGGCUUCUUGCCUCGCUGUAGUUUGCAAGUCAACGAUGCAGAGUCUUCACCAGGAAGCCGCUGUCUAGACUCGAGCUUGCCUUGCAUUGCCAUCUUCUGCCGUCUCGAAAAGAAGUUCUUGCCCUGGCCAUAGCUGGCAAGGGUCUCUUUCUCCAGACUGCACCAGAGCUCGGCCCUUAUUGUGAACGGACUGGCAUAAGCGAAGAUCCGCCAUUAUUGCCAUUUAUGUGCGAGCACUCACCCUUCUGCCACCGUAUAGUAUAGGCCACAGCCACGGAUCCUACCGUUGCUCUGCUCUCGUCCCAUGCCGGAGCCGGCCCGGCUGCCGCAGUACUUUUGGUACGUGGUCUGGACUCUAUGGCAAUGCAGGCGCAGGUCGAGCUUGGGGAACGGCUACUGGUGGCGUUCGGUCCGGCCAGUCUGGCCCAAACGCACCAUAGCUCGCUCCCAGGCGAGACUAGCUUGCCUCGCUCUCGCAGCAGGAGGCUGAUAGCGUUGCGGUUGAUUCGCUUUCAGAGUGGCAGAGUUUGCAGGGUGGGUCGAGUGGGUCGGAUAGGGUCGAACGUGCUUUGGAAAAAUCGGAGUCUACUCGUGCAGACUGGCUUGGGAUCUCGUGGAUGCUGGCACGCAGAGUUGACUACAGCGUUCAGUUCGGGGCACCAUUCCUUACUCUUCUGUGUGGGCAGCCCAGCACCGCUUUUCAGCCGAUCAAACCCUCCCCACAACCCGAUCCUUUCAGUGAAUGAUCUUACUCGGAUUGCUUCAGAAGCAAGCGCGUCCACGUCUGGCUUGCUCUGGCAUAUGAGCACCGUAGAUGCAAGAGAAGCUUAAUGGAAGCAUGAGUGUGCCACCGGCUACCCUUGCUCCGUGCAAAAGACCAGGAGAGGUGUCAUGAUCGUCGUUGCAGCGAGCACAAUACGCGCAUGAAAUGUGCUGCAUCGGCUGAAUUUCAUCAACUCGAAACAAAGUUCCGACUGUCCCGUCGCACCUCCACGAUGCAUGUCGACCGACAUGAUCGCGAUUCCCAGGAGCUUUCUGCAUGCAAUUCUCUGGAACAGCAGCUUUUUCCGUGCGCGUUCCACAAAUUUACCCUGCCUAAGCCAAUGCACUCAUUUCUCAUUCGACCAGAGGACUUCAAACCUCUGUCUCUCUCUCACGCACAUCUCGUCUCAUCUCAUCUCAGCUGCCACUGUGAUGGAAAAUAGAUUCGGCAGCCAUAAUAGAGCCUCUGAGUCGAUUCACUCCACUCCUUGAUGUAUAUUGUUCGGAGUCGGUCGUCAUCGGGUGACAAAAGCACUCGAUGGAACACGGCUGCCGAGUCUGAAAGUGAGUGGCGCACGAUCUCGAUCCGCCGAAUUAACUGCCUCCCCAAAAGCUAUACGAUGGAAAUUACGACCUGUGCGGUGUGGUGAGCAGGUGAAAAGACGACGGACCUUUCGGACCCUCUACAACAUGUCUCUCGUCUCGUACUAACUGUAGAAUUCGUCCGGGCGGGUAGGUCCGGUUCACUGGGUUUGGCUUCGCUGAGGUUCGCGUCGUUGAAGUGAGUGUCCACGGAGCGAAUGAUUUCGAGGACGUGCACAUUAACGGCCUAGGGGUGCUUCCAGCUAUUGAGACAGGGCGGUUUGGUUUUCCAGAAGUUGGUGGAAGACGUGAAGCUUUCUCGAGGUAAUACAACGAGUUCGGUUUUAAUUGUGCCACAAAGAACGGGGUCGCCAUUCCGUCGUGAACGAUUGGACUCCUUCGACAAUCUGCAAUGAGUUACGACCAUCCUCGUGUUCAUCUUUUACAGUGCACUGCACUUGAAUGCGCCACCGGAACAGACGCCGACGUCCGAGCCAGCGAACGUGGGACUUCUUUAGACUUCCGGGCCAGCCCCCUUCCUCCUCCUCCUCCUCCUCCGACAUCAUCAGAUUUCAUCACUCAUCUCUCUCUUUCUCUCUGAGUGUCUCUCCGCGCUUCAGGCAUGAAUGAUCAAGAUCCAGUAUCGCAACCGGGAACUACGGGAGCUGACACAACGUCGGCGACUCCUUCAUGGCAUGUAUACUUCCCUUACAACUUUCGGAUCAAUCAGGUGAUGCGUAUGCCGGUUUCAUAUCGAUUCAAUGAAAAGGUUGCACUCGGUACUGUGUGGUGGAAUGUCCCCUGUAAAAUGGUCUUAGUGCAGCGUGGAGGGGAUGCAGUGAACAACUAACAGAUAACAAAAAGGAGGAUAAGGCCCCAUGGGGCAACCAAGAUAUUCCUUUUUCUCCACGAUCUCUGUAUCUUCCUGCUACUGCUGCAGUUCUCGGAUAGUUCGUAAUGACUUCAAAGUGAUAACAACUCCAUCGGCUGCUGCCACGGGAUACAUUGAAAGUGUUAUCUGUUCCCCAGAGCUGCCAUGCCAGCAUCUUGAAAUUGACCAAGCUCCGAUGCAAUGGCCAAAGCUUUAGUGCUUCUGGUGAACGAAACAGCUGGGCUGGCAGCCGCUCUUUGUCGGCUCCGGUGACCCCGGGAGGAACGAUCGAUCGAAGGAAGCAAGAAAUCAGUGAAAAUUACACCUGUGACGGCCACCUCCUCGUCGUGAAGUGAACCUUAUGACGAACCAGCAGCACAAUCAUCAUCGUGGGGCGAGGUACAGAACAAAGCGACUCUUAACCCGUCGGUAGCUGAGCAGAGUAUUAUUCAUGCAACUGCUGCAGAGUCCAGAGUCCAGACCACCCUCCACAGACUCAGAUAACACGAUGCCACAAUUUACAGGCUGCCAUUAAAGAAACCCAGCAAAAAGAGCGAGUUCCGACGAGAUUUCCCGUCAUCCUCAGGUUCCAUGAUCUAGAGAAGGCAUGCCAUGGUCCAGAGACUCGAGGGCUGACUCCGACAAACAGCAGCUGAGUUAAAAGACACGAAGCAUGACGAGCAUGUCAGUCAACUUUCCCGGCCUCUACUCCAUGCUAGACUGGUAGUGUACUAUUGUUGCUGUUGUUGCUGUAAUUGUAUAUUGUAUGCACUCACUGCUCUAUAGUCGUACACUUGUGUAAGUCGUAUGAGCAUGGCUACGGUCGUAGUGAGUGAGCUGUCAAAGUCAAGGGGAAUAAAGACAUUAAAGGCAUUUUGUCCCUCCACUC
Molecule: messenger RNA, 3762 nt
Organism: Marchantia polymorpha subsp. ruderalis
Lineage: Eukaryota; Viridiplantae; Streptophyta; Marchantiopsida; Marchantiales; Marchantiaceae
Source: the annotation of a GenBank genome assembly